ACAGAACACCGGGAGACGCGAGGGGAGGGGAGCGCGGCCGCUCUGUGCGGCCCCGCAGGCCGGGCUGGACGGGCGUCUGGCCCUUUAAGGGCCGCCCCCGAGGAGGUGCCAGGCCCUGGUGGCUCCGGUCUCUUCUUCCUGGUCCUGCGGGGCAGCGACUGUCCGUGUGUCUGUGGGGAGGUGCUGUGCCGGUGCCAGCCCAGGUGCCCCCAGCCUGGUCCCAUGGCCCUGGUCACAGUGAGCCGCUCGCCCCCGGCCAGCGGCUACUCCACGCCUGUGGGACCCACGCAGGAUCAAGCCUCUAAGCGGAGAAGCCGGCUCCAGCGAAGGCAGAGCUUUGCAGUACUCCAUGGGGCUGUCCUGGGACUGCAGGAUGGAGGGGACAAUGGAGAUGCAGCUGAGCCCAGCCCUGAGCUGGCGGAGGAACCCCCAGGCGAAGAGCAACUCCACGGGCACCAGACAGACAAUGGGCAUGGGCCCCAGAGUCCCCAGAAGCUGGAGCAGAGUCAGCACCUCCACCUCAUGGUGGAGCUGCUGAGGCCGCAGGAUGACAUCCGCCUGGCAGCCCAGCUGGAGGCAGCACGGCCCCCCCGGCUCCGCUACCUGCUGGUAGUUUCCACGAGAGAACGUGUGAGCCAGGAUGAGACAGUGCUUCUGGGGGUGGACUUCCCUGACAGCAGCUCCCCCAGCUGCACCCUGGGCCUGGUCUUGCCUCUCUGGAGUGACACCCAGGUGUACCUAGAUGGAGACGGGGGCUUCAGUGUGACAUCUGGUGGGCAGAGCCGAAUCUUCAAGCCAAUCUCCAUCCAGACUAUGUGGGCCACGCUCCAGGUGUUGCACCAGGCAUGUGAGGCGGCUCUAGGCAGUGGCCUUGUGCCAGGGGGCACUGCCCUCACCUGGGCCAGCCACUAUGAGGACAGACUGAGCUCUGACCAGAGCUGCCUCAAUGAGUGGAUGGCCAUGGCAGACCUAGAGUCUCUGCGGCCUCCCAGUGCUGAGCCUGGCCGGCCCUCGGAACAGGAGCAGAUGGAGCAGGCGAUCCGGGCUGAGCUGUGGAAGGUGUUGGACACCAGUGACCUGGAGAGCAUCACGUCCAAAGAGAUCCGGCAGGCCCUGGAGCUGCGCCUGGGGUGCCCGCUCCAACAGUACCGCGACUUCAUCGAUAACCAGAUGCUGCUGCUCAUGGCCCAGCAAGACCGGGCCUCCCGAAUCUUUCCGCACCUUUACCUGGGCUCGGAGUGGAAUGCAGCGAACCUGGAGGAGCUGCAGAGAAACAGGGUCAGCCACAUCCUGAACAUGGCCCGCGAGAUCGACAACUUCUAUCCCGAGCGCUUCAUCUACCACAACGUGCGCCUCUGGGACGAGGAGUCGGCCCAGCUGCUGCCCCACUGGAAGGAGACGCACAGCUUUGUGGAGGCUGCCAGAGCGCAGGGCACUCGGGUACUAGUCCACUGCAAGAUGGGUGUCAGCCGCUCGGCGGCCACUGUGGUCGCUUAUGCCAUGAAGCAGUACGGCUGGAGCCUGGAGCAGGCCCUGCGCCACGUGCAGGAGCUCCGGCCCAUCGCGCGCCCCAACCCCGGCUUCCUGCGCCAGCUGCAGACCUACCAGGGCAUACUGACCGCCAGCCGGCAGAGCCAUGUCUGGGAGCAGAAAGUGGGUGGGGCCACCCCAGAGGAGCCCCUGGCCCCUGAGGUCUCGACACCAUUCCCACCUCUUCCGCCAGAACCGGGGGGAAGUGGGGAGGUGAUGGCAAUGGGGUUGGAAGAGAGCCAGGCAGCCCCAAAAGAAGAGCCUGGACCACGGCCCCGCAUCAACCUCCGUGGGAUCAUGAGGUCCAUCAGCCUCCUGGAGCCCCCCUCGGACCUGGAGAGUGCCUCAGGGGCCGGUGACCUGCCAGAGGUUUUCUCUUCAGAUGGGUCUUCAGAUGAAGGCCCUCCGCAGCCCUCGCCUCAGCUCUCGAAGGCUCCGGGAGGCCGGCGGGCCCGCAAGGGGCCUUGGCCUGCUCUCAAGUCCCGCCAGUCUGUGGUCGCCCUCAACAGCGCCGCCCUGGUGGCCAGCCGGACCCAGGCCUUCCAGCAGCAGGAGCAGGGGCAGGCUGGCUGCUCCUCCGCACCCAGGCUCCGGAAGGUGGUGAGGCAGGCCAGUGUGGAUGGCAGUGGGGAGGAGGGCGAGGCCUGAGGCCUCACACAUGCCCAUGCCCCCCUAGACACAAACAGAGGUGCCUCAACACACACAGCUCCUGGGACGAGCACCCCGCACUCCGUCAGCCUGUCUGCACUCCUCUUAGCUCCUCCCCCGGAGGCCCCAGACCCCCGUCACUACAGCCUCAGCUCCCACAGCCUUACGUCUCAGACCCAUGUCCACCCGUCCAAGGGCUCAAGACUUUCUCUGUAAUUGGGAAUGUGGUGGAGAGACUGAGGCGCUUUGGGGGCCAAUAGCACACUAGCUUCAUUCUCAACUGCUGCCUGAAACACUUGCAGCCACGGAAUAAAACACCGAGUGUCUCCGUGCAGAAAGGCUCAUGUUCCCUCCCUCACCCACUCCUGUCUGCCUCAUCCCUGCCCCAUUUCCUUCCUGGGACCCUCCAGGCCAGAGAACCAGGGGCCCCCAAAGGCUGAGCGUAACCUCAGUCCUCAGUCCCUAGUCCUGGGAGGCUCUGAGGAGCGGAGAGCUGGGCCCUCUGAUGGGGCUGGCAGUUCGGCCUUCCUCACACACCCUACAGCCUGCCGGAGUCUUUUGCUGUUGCCCCAGGAUGCACCACCCCCUCCCCUGGCCUCUCUGCCCCGACAUUGGCACUGCCCUGGGCCACAGAGCACCAGGCCAAAGAGAUCUUUUUGUCCUUCACGGCCUCUGGCCAGUUUUUCAUAAUAGUAUCUGGCUUUGUACUUAGAAAUAAAAAACAUUUUCAUAUUA
Messenger RNA from Hipposideros armiger (great roundleaf bat), 2913 nucleotides. RefSeq names its product slingshot protein phosphatase 3 (gene SSH3). NCBI's taxonomy places the organism in Eukaryota, Metazoa, Chordata, Mammalia, Chiroptera, Hipposideridae. The record is from RefSeq and is a predicted model, not a curated record. Gene Ontology annotation, biological process: protein dephosphorylation; negative regulation of actin filament polymerization. Bases 223 to 2178 code for a protein of 651 amino acids. The transcript has 14 exons. Gene Ontology annotation, molecular function: actin binding; phosphatase activity.